UUUUUUAUCGAAACAAAGGUGUUUCAGUUUUCUGUGUUGGCUAAAACCCUCCCUUGAAGAAAAAAGAAGACAGAUGGCUGCGACUGUUCCUGCGAACCAAGCUUGGGAUUUUAGUUGUAAACUGGAUGUGAAUUUCGAAUCAGAAGAACAUGCUUUGAUUGUAUAUACAACAUUAGAUGUUGAUAAAGAGUUGCAGCCUGAUAAAGUGAGAAGAGUUAUGUCCGUAUCAAACAACAAGCUUUCUGUGCACUUUGAGGCAUUAGAGGCGAGGUUUCUCCGAGCAUCGUUCUCUGCGUUUGUAGACGUUCUUACGCUCGCCACGAGAACAAUUCAAGAAUUCGGGCAAAAGUAAACCACCAGUGUGAAACAACAAGUUUCAUUCUUUCUUAUUAUUCACUUCAGUUAUUGAAGCGUUAAUCAAACAAUGUACUAUUAUGGUGGUUACUGAUUAAUCUUUUUUUAAACACUGAAAUUAUAUUUAACAAGACGAGAUA
Raphanus sativus (radish) is the source of this 494-nucleotide messenger RNA. RefSeq lists its product as uncharacterized. The transcript has 4 exons. The record is from RefSeq and is a predicted model, not a curated record. Bases 74 to 352 code for a protein of 92 amino acids. Lineage: Eukaryota; Viridiplantae; Streptophyta; Magnoliopsida; Brassicales; Brassicaceae. Gene Ontology annotation, cellular component: EKC/KEOPS complex.